AUGACAAGUACGCACACCUGCAUUCAGGUCCCAGGCUCAGUCUCCGAUCCGUCUGGACAUGUCGCCGCCACACCAACAGGCAACUGGUCAGUCUACAACUUGAGCACCAGCACAGCUCCUCUAUCCACUGCCGGCAAGGCCAGCAAAACUGCAUCGUCUGGUGCAGGUAAGGCUGUUGUCCGUCCUGCUCAUCUGCCCCUAUCAGGUUGGCACACGAUUCUUCCUGCCUCACCGGAACAGGUCGCAUUUGCGGAGGCCCGGCCCUGCAGGACAGCUCUAGUCCUGGCACGAGUCGCCAAGAGCUUGGUUGUAGGCUCACGUCUCGAUCACCGGCCCAGAUCAUAUAUGCCCUUUCGUGAACAUUCAUCACAUUCUGGCCCCUGCUCUCCUGUCGCGGCCUCACCAAACGGAAGACACCCAACACGAGUGGCCAAUUUGGCCGCGAACAUUGGGCCAACCGAAUUGGUCAUUUCUUGCAAUCCCAUCAAGACGGACGACAAGAGUCCAGCUUCAGGAAGACCAGAGACCGAGACACCCGACGACUUAGAGGUAGAGAGUUCAACUGUGCCAGGUUGGCGAGGCCAAGCAGAAGAGGCAUCAUCUGUGAGAAACGGCAGGGAAUACCAAUUCAGACGAAGAAACGUGGCCUCACUGUCAAGUCGUCUCUUAUCACGAAUUGGAAAGGGAUCGAACUUACAUCAAGCGAAGAUGAGCAGGUGGGAAGAUAGAAAAUGUGAUGAAAUGCAAAGAGAGGAGAUGAGAUGA
Messenger RNA from Protopolystoma xenopodis, 765 nucleotides. The record is from the annotation of a GenBank genome assembly. NCBI's taxonomy places the organism in Eukaryota, Metazoa, Platyhelminthes, Monogenea, Polystomatidea, Polystomatidae.